AUUAUUUACAGCCCCCCUAACAACACACAGGCCUUUCUCUCUCUCUCUGCGCUGAUCACCAGGAGCCUCAUUCGUGGUUUCUUUUUCCCCUCAUCGCCAUUUUUUCAGCUUUCAGACGGACACGGCUCGGUGGUAAAUAAUAAUUUUUGAUAAUAAGAAAUAAUGGACAAUGACUACUCGCCCGGCUUGGAGAACCCUCUGUACAGCGAGCUAAAAUACUUCUGUAGGAAAAUACAGGAGGCUUACAACGAGCUGAAGGAGGACCUCACUCCUUAUCGUGAUGAUCGAUUUUAUAGGCUGGCCCCCAUGCGGCUCUARACUUUGUCUAAAAGACAUUUUGUCUUGGUUUUUGUGGUGUUCCUGGUCUGCUUUGGCCUCACAGUCUUCGUUGGAAUCGCAGGUCCGAAGAUCACUUUUGAGCAGGAGCACAAUGGUGAWCAAUUGGUGAUUAAAAAUGCUUCUGUAAAGACUGGACCCUUUAGUCUAGAUUCUCCUCCUCUCACCACCUACAACCAGCAGCUGUGGCUCACCUGUGUGAUGCAGACUGAAAACAACAUUGGAGACUUCAAGCAGCCGUUUGAGAUAAACGUUGACCUGAAGGGAGUGGUGCACGACGCCAGCGUGAGGCACAUCAAGACCGUGCAGCAGAAAUCACGGACACUCCACUGCGGCGCUAAAUGUGAUGAAAUCAUUGUGCUGCAUUUGGGUUACCUGAACUACACCAAAUACCAGGCUACAGUCAGCUUCAAGGGUCUCGUAAACAUCACCUAUGAUAUCAAGGUCAAAUUUUUGUGGAAAACAUACAAUCCCACCUUCUCACAAGUGGAAAUAUGGUUUCGGUUCGUUUUUGUGGUGCUAACCUUCAUGGUGACAUGCAUGUUCGCUCACUCAUUGAGGAAGUUCUCCAUGAGGGACUGGGGCAUCGAGCAGAAGUGGAUGUCGAUUCUGCUCCCGUUGUUGCUGCUGUACAACGAUCCAUUUUUCCCGCUGUCGUUCCUGGUGAACAGCUGGUUUCCGGGGACGUUGGACGCUUUCUUUCAGGCUCUCUUCUUGUGUGCCCUCCUGCUCUUCUGGCUCUGCGUCUACCACGGCAUCAGAGUUCAGGGCGAGAGGAAAUUCCUCACAUUCUACCUGCCCAAGCUGAUCAUCGUAGGGCUUCUGUGGCUCUCUGCAGUCACACUUGGCAUAUGGCAAACGGUUAAUGAGCUCCAGGAUCCUACCUAUCUGUACAAAGUGGAUAUCGCAAAUUUUCAGGGUAUGAAGGUGUUCUUCCUGAUUGUUGUGGUCUUCUACAUCCUCUACCUGAUAUUUCUGAUCGUCAGAGCUUGUUCUGAGCUGAAGAACAUGCCUUACUCGGAUCUCAGGCUAAAGUUUUUGACAGCGRUGACGUUUGUAGUCCUCAUAAUAAGCAUGGUCAUUCUGUACCUGAGGUUUGGUGCCAAGGCUCUUCAAGAUAAUUUUGUGGCAGAAUUGUCUACUCAUUAUCAAAACUCAGCUGAAUUUUUAUCCUUCUUUGGUCUGCUCAACUURUACUUGUACACAUUAGCGUUUGUGUACUCUCCCUCAAAAAAUGCCCUUUAUGACUCUCAGCUGAAGGAUAAUCCYGCGUUCUCCAUGCUGAACGACUCAGACGACGAAGUCAUUUACGGGAGUGAUUACGAGGACAUGCCUUUACAAAAUGGACGCGCUAACAAAGUAACGGCCAAAUAUCAGGAUGAYAGCGACAGCGACUGAUGGGUCUAAUGGGAAAUGCCUCUUCUUGUUUGAAACUACGGUGAUUCAUUGCAAAAUUAGCUUGUGCACAAACAGAGGUGCAAGUAUAACUUAAAAUAACAUAAGUGUAAAUAGAUAUAUUUUUAAAAGAUGAACCGUCUCUGCUGAAUGUACUGUACUUUUGAAAGGUGAGGUGACCACUUUAAAAAAAACAACUGAAAAUACAGUUUUUACUGAUAUUAUCAACUUUUCCUCUCAUAACCAGCACUUCUUGACAGGAUGAUUAAAAAUGACCAGGAAAAGUGUUACUAAGAGUUGAGAGGUUUGUAUUUUUAAUUAUGUUAAAGCAAUGUUGUCUCUUAAUGCUCAUGUUUAUAUCAUUCCGUUCUGCUCUCUGAGUCGGAGGAUCAGUUUGUGUAGUGAUGGCAGGAAUGAAAACACGUUUGUCCACUUUAUUCUCCGAAGUGUUGAAAAACACAGGAAGAGCCUCGGCUAAAGSAGGUGCCACUGGUCUUACUAUUUUUUGAAAAGCAGCUGUAAAUUUGCACUUUUCACACUUUUUKUUUAUGUUGCCAAACAGUGAUUUAUUAUGGUAUUAUAAGAUGUAGAUAGAUGCAUUUUCAUGAGUUACGUGACUUUUUCCUCCACUCAGUGCUAAUGGGACGACAAACCUGCUACUUAACGGUUUCUUAUCCCAGCAUGUACAGUACUCAUUUUUGGGCAAAUAAAGCUUUGCCUUUGUUGAACAUAUAAAGUGAUCAGUUUCUUGAUAACUUUACUCCCUACUUGCUUUAUUUUCUUUGUUUUUUUUAAGUCUUAUGGAGCUUCUGGACAAAAAAAAAACAGCCAAAGCAAAUGUAUUUUUGUUGUAAACAGAUGUGAUUUAAUCAAAAUUGGUGCCUUGUGUUCUUUUUUUCCCAUUUUAAAUGAGUGUUUAAAUAUGUAGAUGUAUGACUAGUUUAUGUUUAAGGUGUUUAAAUUGGGUUGUUUUUGAAAUGCUGCUUCUCUAUGACUUAAAGGCUGUACAUGUAGCUGUGUUGUGAUGUGUAUAUAAAGCAAAAUAGAUAUGACUUAGUAAUGUAAUCAGUUGCAGUAAAAAGCAUUAAAUCUAGCUUAAAUUUCU
Molecule: messenger RNA, 2836 nt
Organism: Austrofundulus limnaeus
Lineage: Eukaryota; Metazoa; Chordata; Actinopteri; Cyprinodontiformes; Rivulidae
Gene: tmem181
Product: transmembrane protein 181
Exons: 17
Coding region: 163-1734 (523 amino acids)
Molecular function (GO): toxic substance binding
Source: RefSeq, a predicted model, not a curated record